UCAUUGCCCACCCAGAGUCCAUUUACAAGGAAAGCUCACCCUGCCCGUCAGCCGAGCAAAACAACAACAGUAAUGUAAUAUUUAUUAUUUAGUUUUUUUCUUUCCUGUUAUGCUCCAGCUGCUUAUUUUUUAUGUCUGUUAUUUCCAUGUCUCAUUCUCACACAAACCCAUCAAGCCUCCAACAGAGAGAGAUUGAAAAGUAGAAACAGAGAAAGAAUUUUUGUUAGAUUUUAGGAAUGGGAGCUCUAGCUCCAGUUUCUCCUUGGUUACCAGGAGACGAUCUUUUGUUAAAGAACGCUGUUGAGGCUGGUGCUUCCUUGGAAUCACUUGCUAAAGGUGCAGUAUGCUUUUCUAGGAAAUUCACUGUUCAAGAACUGCAAGAUAGGUGGCAUUCUCUUCUUUAUGAUCCAGUUGUUUCUGCUGAGGCUUCUUUCCGCAUGAUUGAGUUUGAGCAUUAUGCGCCUGCUCUCCCAUCAAAAUUCAGUAGAGCUGGAAAUUCAAAAGAAAACAGUUUUUCUGGUAAGAGAAAAGUAGAAAGUGUUCGCAGAUGUUAUUAUGCUUUGCGUAAGAGAAUUCGAAAUGAGCCUUUUAACUCUAUGGAUCUGAGUUUUCUUGUUGGGCCUAGCAAUGAAAAUUUCUUUGGAAAUGAAGACGAACCUCUAUCUGGAAAUUGCAUGCUGGGUGAUCCUAUGCCAAAUGAUUUUGGGCUUCAAGAAUCAAAUUUGGAUAAUAUGCAGCGUGCUUUUGCUGAAGUGGAUGGUGGAGCUGCUGGUGAGAAUGGUUGCAUGGCUCAUGGCUUCCAUGGGGAACUUGUUCACCCAGUUGAUGAAGAAUUUGCUAUGCAGCCAGAUAAUAUUCAUGAAGACAUUCCUGAUAUGUUUGAAGAAAAUCCUCCUUUCACUGGGCAUGGCCCUGGGCUUGAGGAAUUUGGUAAAUCAAAACAAGUUCCCAGCUUGUUUGGAGCAGAACAUUUAGAUGCAAAUCCACCAUCUUCCUAUGGGCAAAUUCGUAAUGAUCCAGGAAAUGUUUGCUCUGAGUUUGAAGGUAACCAGAUCUUUCAUUCACCUAUUCCAGAGUGUGAUGGUUCAUUUCAGAACACGGAGUACUCAUCUGCACUCCCUGAGAUGCCAAUCUGGAGAGCAGUUGAAGAGAUAUCAACACCGGCUAUUCUGGUUGAUGGCAGCGUUGGAGAAAAAGAUAUUCAUACUGGAGAUACAUUUGCACUUCAAGAUGAUGGUGGUGAAGACACAAGUGCACCAGGUUCUGACUUUGUCCACUCAGAUUCAAAUUUGAAAAUGCAGAUGUCCUGUGAUGAUUUAAAAAGUCCUGCUGCUAGCAGAGAAAAUUAUCUGGCUGAAUUGUCUAAUUCUCUUUUGAACUUUACAAAUGAUGAAGAACUCCUCCUCAUGGAUGUUGAUGGAAAAGAAAUGAUUGAUAAGUCUUACUAUGAUGGUCUAUCACUUUUGUUGAGUUCACCAAAUGAGGUCAGUCAAGACCGCAAGCCCAGUCCAGAACCAGAGACAUCGGCUGACCCGACACAUUCAUCUGGUAUAUUUCCUACUGAAUCUGUUGAAAAAGUCCAAAUGCAAUCUUCUGCGUCUGCUUUGGAUCCUCAAUUUCCUGAACUGAUUGAUGGAAUUAUAUGUUGCACAUUGAACACUGAAGAUCAAGAUAUUCCUUGCAAUGAUGAUGUUUUCCUACCCAUUCAUACCCACCGACUCUUGGCUCCCAUUGCUACCCGGCACAAUUUUAAAGAAGUUGGUAGUCCAACUUCUCACUCUGUUAAGGACUUUCAAAGCAACCAAAUAUCUAAUGAAGGAAAUCCAGUCUUGAUGCAGAGAGAUCAAGAAAACGCUGUACAAUCUCAUGCCUCAUCUCAAAUGAUGGCAUCACAGGGGAUACUUGAAAAAGGUCAAAGUGGAGCUAAAUUUGAGUCCCCCCAUUUGGUGUCUAGGAUUUCGGCUGCUGCUUCUGGUGGUUCCAUUCAAAUUGAUUCAGUGAAUAUUGGCAAAAACACUCUCCAGCAUGCAAGAGUGAAGAAAGAGAAUGAGGAGAUAGCAGUGGUGAAGGAUCUUGGUUGUUCCUUGACUCAUUCUUUUCCGGAGAAGCCUGCUUUUGGCUCUGAUGUCUACAAAAGCCAUGAGAGAAAUGCAAGUCGAAUGAAACAAGAAUUAGAUGCUCUGGCAGCAAUUCAAGAUCGUCGAGCAUCAAAUGCAGAAGCAGGAUCUAUAAAUAUCCCUAAUUCAGAACCUGUCAUAAAUCCUUUAACGUCAGAGUUAGAGCUAUCAAGUGAGAGUGAUGAUGAUGAGCUACCAUAUUUUUCUGAUAUUGAGACAAUGAUACUUGAUAUGGACUUGGAUCCAGAUGACCAGGAUUUUUAUGAGCAGGAAGUCUCAAAAUAUAAGCAUGAAGAUUCUAUGAGGGCAAUUGUCAGGCUUGAACAGGGUGCUAAUUCUUACAUGCAAAGAGCCAUUGCCUCUCAUGGAGCAUUUGCCAUUUUGUAUGGCCGUUAUUCAAAGCAUUAUAUUAAGAAACCUGAGGUUUUACUUGGUAGAGGUACAGAGGAUGUUGUUGUUGACAUUGACUUAGGAAGAGAAGGGCCUGCAAAUAAAAUAUCUCGACGGCAGGCAAUUAUAAGUAUGGACAAAGUUGGAGCUUUUCAUUUGAAAAAUCUCGGCAAGUUUUCAAUCUUAGUAAAUAACAAGGAAGUAGUCCCUGGACAGAGUCUGAGCCUUAAUUCCAGUUGUUUGAUUGAGAUAAGGGGAAUGCCAUUCAUAUUUGAGACAAGCCAAAUUUGCACGAAACGGUUCCUGGAUAGCAUCUCCAAAGAAAAACUAACUCAUGAGCUCCAAGCAAGUUCAAAUCAUUGCAGAAAUGUCGUGAGCUAGAAUGCCAUCGAAAGUUGCUUAUUUUUAGUUGCACUUUCUGGCUUUCUUUGCAACCUAUGUUUGGAUCUGCUAUAGUAUUGUGUAACUCCAGUCUUCUGGAUUCCGGGAAGAAAAUAAUAUUUACUAAUUUUAAAAAGCAAUUUGUAUUCUAUAGAGCUAUUUCUUCUCUGA
Mangifera indica (mango) is the source of this 3059-nucleotide messenger RNA. RefSeq lists its product as uncharacterized. Gene Ontology annotation, cellular component: NSL complex; MLL1 complex; Ino80 complex. Gene Ontology annotation, molecular function: G-quadruplex RNA binding; protein binding. The transcript has 7 exons. Gene Ontology annotation, biological process: positive regulation of transcription by RNA polymerase II. The coding region runs from base 237 to 2888 and encodes 883 amino acids. The record is from RefSeq and is a predicted model, not a curated record. NCBI's taxonomy places the organism in Eukaryota, Viridiplantae, Streptophyta, Magnoliopsida, Sapindales, Anacardiaceae.